GCGCCCAGGUUCUCCGCGGCUGUGCCCCUUGGUCCCGGUGGCGGCCGUCGUGGCCGGAGGUCGUCCGGGACGAGUUCCCCUGGGCGCUCCCCCAUGGAGGAAGAGGUGCGCACGGCUGCAGCCCCGGAUGCUCGCACCUCCCACUGGACGGCGACGAAGGCGGUGGCCGCGAGAGCUGUGGAGGGGGUGGCCCGCGCGGCCUGUGUGGGGGUGUGAGCGGAGGUGACCGGGGCCGGAGAGUGGAGGGAAGCCGCGCCGCGGGCCUGCGAGCUGGGCUGGAGCUACUCUGCCAGGGCUUAAAACGUUAAAUGAGAAUAAAGGGUAUUAUUUACGAGGAAAUGAGAGUGAAUAAGUCAUCUCUAAGCUUUUCCAGCCUUUUUUUCAUAAGAGAGACCAUAUUAAACUUACAUAUAUAUAUCAUUGGCUGCUGCUUUGGGGGUUGAACAUCCUUCUGGGUGUCCGUUGUUGUCCCCACGUAGCACGGAGGAACUUGUCUGCACUUCCAAACAGAUUCUGACUCACCGCUGUGUCCACAGAUGUCCUGUUUGCAAACUAUUUGAAGACUGCAUCUUCCUGCCUCCAGCACCAGCAGUUUCUCCUACUUGAUCAAUGUGAUUCACAGUAACUUUUUAAGUAACAAACGAAAUGAGCCAGGGGCGUGGAAAAUAUGACUUUUAUUUUGGUCUGGGUUUGGCUAUGAGCUCCAGCAUUUUCAUUGGAGGGAGUUUCAUUUUGAAAAAAAAAGGCCUUCUGCGACUUGCCAGAAAAGGCUCCAUGAGAGCAGGUCAAGGUGGCCAUGCAUAUCUUAAAGAAUGGUUGUGGUGGGCUGGACUGCUGUCAAAGUUUUCCUUUGUUGUCUGUCUCCAAGUGGGAGCUGGCGAGGUGGCCAACUUUGCUGCGUAUGCCUUUGCACCAGCCACCCUGGUGACUCCAUUAGGAGCACUCAGUGUCCUAGUAAGUGCCAUUCUUUCUUCAUACUUUCUAAAUGAAAGAUUGAAUCUUCAUGGAAAAAUUGGAUGUUUGCUAAGUAUUCUGGGAUCUACAGUUAUGGUUAUUCAUGCUCCAAAAGAAGAGGAAAUUGAGACUUUAAAUGAAAUGUCUCACAAGCUAGGAGAUCCAGGUUUUGUGGUCUUUGCAACGCUUGUUGUCAUUGUGUCCUUGAUAUUAAUCUUUGUGGUGGGACCUCGCCAUGGACAGACAAACAUUCUUGUGUAUAUCACAAUCUGCUCUGUAAUUGGAGCAUUUUCAGUCUCCUGUGUUAAGGGCCUGGGCAUCGCUAUCAAAGAGCUGUUUGCUGGAAAGCCUGUGCUGCGACAUCCCCUGGCCUGGAUUCUGCUGCUGAGCCUUAUAGUCUGCGUGAGCACACAGAUUAAUUACCUGAACAGGGCCCUGGACAUAUUCAACACUUCCAUCGUUACUCCAAUAUAUUAUGUAUUCUUUACAACGUCAGUUUUAACUUGUUCAGCUAUUCUUUUUAAGGAGUGGCAAGAUAUGCCUGUUGAUGAUGUCAUUGGUACUCUGAGUGGCUUCUUUACAAUCAUUGUGGGAAUAUUCUUGUUGCAUGCCUUUAAAGACGUCAGCUUUAGUCUUGCAAGUCUGCCUGUGUCUUUUCGGAAAGACGAAAAAGCAGUGAAUGGCAGUCUCUCUAAUAUGUAUGAAGUUCUUAAUAAUAAUGAAGAGAGCUUAACCUGUGGAAUCGAACAACACACUGCUGAAAAUAUCUCCCGAAGAAAUGGAAAUCUGACAGCUUUUUAAUAAGAAAGAUGUAAUUAAAAAGGUUAAUCUAUAAUUGUGUUAUAAAGUGAAUUUGAGUAUCAGAAUGUCUGAAAAAGCAUUGUUCUCAAAUAAUGUUCUCUAGAGACAAUCUUUUUUAAGGUUUCAUUAAUUUGGACCAAGAAAUUACUUUUCUUAUAUUUAAAUGAUGGUAGCUCACUAAAAUGACCUCAGUACCUAGCCAAUUUCUUUUAACAUUGUAUUGUUGUAGAGGUAUUUAAAAUUUUCCUUCACCAAAAUCUAAAUGCACUAAUGAGUUUUAAGUCUAUAAAAAUGCUUUAUUUUUUCACUGUGAUGAAAGUCUGAAAUGUGCAUUUGUCAUGCCCACUGUAUCAAUUCCUGACCAUUUUAAGGCUUUUUUGAUUUAAAAAGACAAAACUAACUCAAUAUAUCAUCCUAUAAUUUACCUUACCCGUAAAAAAGACUUCCGUUUGAUGAGUUAUUUUAAUUUUGAAGUAUUAAUUUGAGACUCCUAAGUUAUUAAAUGUAAGAAAUUCAUUUACAAAAGAAAAAAAAGGUAGGAAAUCACCCCAUGGAAAUCUCUCUCAGGCUGAGCUGUCACCAUGAACACUGAUGGCCUUCCUAGGUGGCACCUUGUUAAACCAGCGCACUGCACCCUUUGUCGGACUACAGCCUGGCUGGUUCUAUUCUUCGGUUACUCUGAUCCCUUGAUGCCUGGAACCUUGAUUACCGUUUUACAUCAGCUCUUGUACUUUUCCAUGUAUUUUCAUAAUGAGUUAUAUUGCCUUUAGCUCUUCUAACAACUCUGGGAAAUAAAGUCAGAAGAAUAGGGUAAUUUCUUAAAUUUAGCUCAUGUUGAAAUAAAAAGACAAAUUGAAACAAAGUUCUUUUAAGUCUGAGUGCUUAGAACAAACAGGAUGUCUGUAAAAUGUGGUACCAAAUAUUUUACUUUGGACCACUAUAUAUUUUGGUUUUUUUAAAAAUGCCCAUGAAAAAAAAUGUUUACAGGAAACUUCAAACAUAUGCAAAAAAGGUAAAAUAGUAUAAUGAACUCUAUCAACCUUCCAAACCUGUCAUCAUGGGACUUCCCUGGUGGUCCAGUGGUUAAGAAUCUGCCUCCCAGUGUAGGGGACACAGUUUUUAUCCCUGGUCGGGGAACUAAGAUCCCACAUGCUACUGGGCAACUAAGCCUGCAAGCCACAACUGCUGACCCUACAUACCACAACUAGAGAGCCUGUGUGCUGCAACUAGAGUCCAUGUGUUCUGGAGCCUGUGCGCCACAAUGAAAGAUCCCACCUGCCACAACUAAGACCCAGUGCAGCCAAAAAUAUUUUCUAAAAAAAACUCGGGGGCUGGUUGUGCUACAUCUUAGCUCUGAAUGCAGGCAAGGGGUAACAAUAUAUCAGAGCCUCAGAUUCCUUGUCUGUAGAGAAUGUUAAAUAAUGUGAACAUUAUAAGAAAAAAACAACCCUGUCAUUGACUGAUUAAUUGGCCUUAGCAAUACUGACAACUGAUUUCCACUCGGGUUGUGUUGGGCUUGUUUCCACUCUGUGUCUCCUGCCUCAGGUCACCACGUGGCCCACUGCAUAAGAGGCCACCGCGGGAGCCUCAGUGUCCACUGACCACACUUACACGGGCAGAGUUGACAGUUUCCACGUUUCAUGAAAUUCCGUUUUCCCACUUUUAUUAUUGACCCUCUAAGCAGCCUUUAGACAUUUUUUUCCUGCCUCUCUCCAUGUAAUUUUAACACCACAUAUAUAGUAUUUCUCUGUGUGAAUUAUAUGACAUUCAGACACAAUACUGCAAAAUAUUUCAGAGUCAACUUUGACUCUAAUUUGGUACUGAAAGGAAAUCACUUUACCUUUUAAUUCUAGGUUUUUGUAUUUGAAAAAUUGACUAGGAGGAGAAAAGGAUGGGUGGAAAUAAUACAAUAUACCUUAUAGGGUUGUGAGAAAUAAUACAUGAAAAGAAAAAAACACCACAUAUAUAUUUGUUUAUGUACUGUGUCUGUAUCUGUGCUUUGUACACAAUAGAUUAAAAACCGAUUUUCACCCCC
Hippopotamus amphibius kiboko is the source of this 3790-nucleotide messenger RNA. It is a transcript of the gene NIPA2, whose product is annotated as NIPA magnesium transporter 2. NCBI's taxonomy places the organism in Eukaryota, Metazoa, Chordata, Mammalia, Artiodactyla, Hippopotamidae. Gene Ontology annotation, cellular component: membrane. Gene Ontology annotation, molecular function: magnesium ion transmembrane transporter activity. Bases 646 to 1755 code for a protein of 369 amino acids. Gene Ontology annotation, biological process: magnesium ion transport. The record is from RefSeq and is a predicted model, not a curated record. The transcript is spliced from 8 exons.